AACAGUUGUUGAUGUAUAGUAAAACCGGAAAAGGAAGUCUUGCUGUAUAGAAAAACAAAACUAGAGCAUUUUUAGGAGUCGAUGGCAAAUUACGAACGAGAGAGAAAUCCACAAACGGUAUUUGUCGCAGCGAUUCAGCAUUUUUAGGAGUCGACGGCAAAUUACGAACGAGAGAGAAAUCCACAAACGGUAUUUGUCGCAGCGAUUCAGGUGAUUUUCGGAUUUGAUGGAGUCUUCUUCCUCGGUGAUAAGUCCAGAGGAUGUGUUGGAAUCGCUAAUGAAUGAUGGUACAAUCGACGCGCUCAGAUUGAAGAUUAUCAACCAGCUCAAAGCCAACGAGGAGCUUAAGAAUACCACUAUUAAAAUGGCAGAACAAAGUAAAGUUCUUAACACUCCUGGGGCAGAGAAACAGACAAAAAGAGAGCUGUUUGAUGCACUGAGACAGGAACUUGAAGCUCCUGUGCUUGAAAAGGCUUCUAAAUCAGUUUGGGAGCUAAUUUUAGACAAUAAUGGGCUUGGGAAGGAAAUUAACGAGAUGGUUGAAAGAGUAUUUUGUCGAUUGAGUGGCCGUGAGUCUCCAUUGUUUCCUUUGCAAGAUGUUGGCACUUGGCCUAAUAAAAAAAAUCAGAAUGAAACAGGAAAAGAAUUGGCUAAUGAAAGCAAGGAAAAGGAGAAUUCUCCCUCUGCAUCAAAGAAAAGGAAUUUUAGUGAAAUGAAUGCAGAAGGUGCAUAUGAAGCUGCAAGCAGGUCUGGUGAUCCUCCAACCAUACCAGAAGAGUCCACUAAGUCACCUCAAGCAUGAAGAGCAGCUGAGGUUGUCUAGUGCUCCUUAGUUGCAUUGAAGAUGUGUAGGACUUUGACAUGUACACGCAGUCCAUGAGCAGUAUGUGUGGUGGCGCGUGUAGCCAACGCCCCCCCAUCUUAACGGCAGUAUACAGUUUUUGGCUUCUCUUUUUUGACUAAUGUUCUUACUUCCCUAAUUAGAAUACAGAGAAUGGGUAUGGAAAGUUCCAUCUAAUUUUUCGGAGUAGUCAAAGUCCAAUGCAUGCAUUUGACAUAUUGCAGCUUUCAACUGUAGAUUGCGUUAGAAAUCACUGUUUAUUGCUGUACUUUCCUCGACUCAAAGAAACAUGGGUGGGUUAGGGUCAAA
Carya illinoinensis is the source of this 1150-nucleotide messenger RNA. RefSeq lists its product as uncharacterized. Lineage: Eukaryota; Viridiplantae; Streptophyta; Magnoliopsida; Fagales; Juglandaceae. The coding region runs from base 227 to 802 and encodes 191 amino acids. The transcript is spliced from 6 exons. The record is from RefSeq and is a predicted model, not a curated record.